Molecule: messenger RNA, 1559 nt
Organism: Aedes albopictus (Asian tiger mosquito)
Lineage: Eukaryota; Metazoa; Arthropoda; Insecta; Diptera; Culicidae
Product: 4-hydroxyphenylpyruvate dioxygenase
Exons: 3
Coding region: 246-1391 (381 amino acids)
Biological process (GO): L-tyrosine catabolic process
Cellular component (GO): Golgi membrane; endoplasmic reticulum membrane
Molecular function (GO): 4-hydroxyphenylpyruvate dioxygenase activity
Source: RefSeq, a predicted model, not a curated record
GUUGCCGGCUCAGGUGGUUAAGUUUGAAUUUGGACGUGGCGCGAAACGGACGGUUAUCGUGUGAUUUUGUGAGGAAUUUUGUGAUUUGGACAAAAACUGUGCAAGUGAUUCGGUUCCGGUUGGAGAUCCAGUGAGAACAAGUUUAUCGGGAGACGUUGCUGAACGAUCCGGUCGGGAAGCAACCUGAAGCAGACGUGACGGUUUUUGGGGGCGUUAUAUAACAGUUGACGAGUUUAUCUGUGAAAAUGACCACCUACACCGACAAGGGCCCCAAGCCGGACGGGGGAAAGUUCCUCUGCUUCGAUCACAUCACGUUCUACGUAGGCAAUGCCAAACAGGCCGCCAGCUACUACACGACCCGCAUGGGAUUCACCGAGCUGGCCUACCAGGGUCUGGAAACGGGCAGCCGCAAGCUGGCCAAACACGUCGUGCGCCAGAACAAGAUCGUAUUCGUGUUCGUGUCGGCCUACGAACCGGAAAACACCGAACUGGGAGCCCAUCUGGUCCGGCAUGGCGACGGAGUCAAGGACGUGGCCUUCACCGUCGAAGACCUGGACGUGAUCGUCAAGCGGGCCAAGCAGCGGGGAGCUGAAGUAGUCCGUGACGUUUGGGAGGAGAGUGACGAGUUCGGAACGGUGCGGUUUGCGACCGUUAAGACCUACGGCGAUACUCAGCACACUUUCGUCGAGAGGAAGAACUACAGCGGACUUUUCCUGCCGGGCUACAAGGCCCCGCUGUACGACGACGUCCUUGCAAAGAAACUGCCUGCAACGCACCUGGACUUCAUCGAUCACGUGGUCGGCAACCAACCAGACCUGCAGAUGGAAUCUGUGGCUGCCUGGUACGAGAAGGUUCUGAUGUUCCACCGUUUCUGGUCUGUGGACGACAGCCAGAUCCACACCGAAUAUUCCGCCUUGAGAUCCAUUGUGAUGACCAACUACGAAGAGACCGUCAAGAUGCCCAUCAACGAACCGGCCAAAGGCAAAAAGAAGUCCCAAAUCGAAGAAUACGUAGACUACUACGGAGGAGCUGGAGUCCAACAUAUUGCUCUGAACACUAGCGACAUCAUCGCGGCGAUCGAGAACCUUCGCGCCAGAGGAAUGCAUUUCCUGUCCGUCCCGGACACGUACUACGAUCAACUGCGGGAACGCCUAAAGAGCAGCAGGGUCAAGAUCCAAGAGGACAUGGACACGCUGCAAAAGCUCAACAUCCUGAUCGACUACGACGAGAACGGCUAUCUACUGCAGAUCUUUACCAAAAACAUGCAGGAUCGUCCAACACUGUUCCUGGAGGUUAUCCAGAGACACGGACACAAUGGAUUCGGAGCUGGCAACUUCAAGGCUCUGUUCGAAGCCAUUGAAGCCGAUCAGGACAAGCGUGGAAAUUUGUAAGCGGAGAGGAAGAAUAAAUCGAGACGCGGCAAACUGUAUUCUAAAAAAAGCUUGCCAUAAACCGGAAUACACUCAUCCUACCUAUAUCAUAAUUUGUUAGUACCGUGAAUGUUACCUUAGAUAUGUAUAUCGAUAAGUUUUACCAGUAAACCGUUCUUGUAGUUUCUA